UAAAGGCUGGCAUGUGUUCUACCAUUUUGUGGGUGCUGUACCUGGCUCUACAGAACUAGAGAAACUUCUCAAGAGAUUACUUAAAGAGAUGGGAGUAGAGACUGAUAUGGUUAAAGAUCUGGACAGCGCAGCUCAAUUUACAUGUGGAGCAUUAAACAAUGAAAAGACUCGCCCUACUGUUAUCAUUGUGGAUGCCCUUAACCAAUUAGACAAUGAUACAGCUGCAGAGGUUGUUAGUUGGGUUCCAAAGAAGUUAGCUCCUCAGAUCAGAUGUGUGUUCUCUAUGAUACCUGACACCCCUCAGCAUAAAGUGUUUCAGUCCAGGGAACCUCAGCCAUACAUGAUGAACCUCACACCCCUUGAUAUGGAAUCCAGAACGGAUAUCAUCAAGGAUAUGUUAGGGAAAUAUAACAAAUCUUUAGAUAAGCAACAGAUGCAAACAUUGCUGUCAAAGGAAUCUUCCCAGAAUCCUCUCUGGUUAUCAUUAGCUUGUGAGGAACUGCGAGUAUUUGGAAACUUCCGCAUGAUCUCACAAAAAAUUGAAGAGAUGAAGGAUGGACUUUGGAGCUAG
This is a messenger RNA of Owenia fusiformis, 571 nucleotides long. NCBI's taxonomy places the organism in Eukaryota, Metazoa, Annelida, Polychaeta, Sabellida, Oweniidae. The record is from the annotation of a GenBank genome assembly.